Messenger RNA from Puccinia triticina, 1665 nucleotides. RefSeq lists its product as uncharacterized. The transcript has 3 exons. The record is from RefSeq and is a predicted model, not a curated record. Bases 1 to 1665 code for a protein of 554 amino acids. NCBI's taxonomy places the organism in Eukaryota, Fungi, Basidiomycota, Pucciniomycetes, Pucciniales, Pucciniaceae.
AUGUCGGCCACCACUCUGACUCAGACGACGAUCAAAACCCAGUGGCUCACUGCCUGCCAUCAUCAGCCUCUCCUCGUCCCCAUCCAGGCCCCGCCCGCCGACCUCAAGCGCAGGGCCACCCCGCUCCGCUGCUCGGCCCGGCUCAGCAGCCAGACCCACCCCCAGAGCCCGGCCGCCACAUCCGGCCUCUCGCCUCCCCCGCCCAAGAGCAAGCGCCGACGGGCGAGCUCCAAGCACUGCAGGGCCGCCGGCUCCCAUCCAAGCACUAGCCCGCUCAGCCUGUCCAUCCCACACUCGGCCCUCACUGCGACCGCCUUCGGAGCUCCGGGAACCGUCUCCUCGACACUUUCAGUGUCUGUCGAUCCGAACCAGCCUGAUCCUGCGCCGGCUCGCCCAGCUCGCAAAAACCCUUUCCCAUCCUUAAAACCCCUGCAAGCCCUUUCGCCCAUCGCCGACAACCCCAGACAACAGCCCAAGCUCUCGUUCGCAUUUUUCUCGCAGCCACACCGUCCACCGCCGCUGCUCCUCUCCUUCCCAGCGACACCGCUCCCCGCCCAGUUCGUCUUCCAUUUCCCCCUGCCCACCCCUGUCCGCCACCUCCCGCCACCCCAUCCUGGCCAGCGCCACUCGGUCCCUCUCCCCGCACCCACGGCCUAUCACUUGCAGCCGUUUCCCACCUGGUCCAUCACAUCGCCAUCCUGCAGGCCUCAAAGCAAGCGGCGACUGGCCUUGCCGCAAGCCCAUCACGUCCGCUCCAAGAAGAUCAAGCUACACCACUCCUUCUUUCGCUCUCCGCAGGUGCUCUACCCAGUGAACUACGCCACGAGCACCCCCGGCUCGUUCGCAUUGUCGUCUCGCUCCAAGCCGAUCGAGAAGCCGAAGUGGCUCCACACCUCUGCUGCUGCUGACGGGCAAUCGAGCAAGAUGCGCCCCCGCGAGGCGCAAUAUACCGGCAAUCCGGAGAGCUGGAUCAUCCAGUCCAACCACAGGCCCAGGUCCCCCCUGAGCGCCUCGAAAGUCCCGAAGUUUGUCCCUCUGGCCAAGCCCCACGGCAUGUCGCACGCCGCUUCCCCUGCUGGCCCCCAAGUCGCACCACUGAAGGCUCAGCUGCUGGCGGUCUUGAGGAUGCAUUCGAACCACCAACCUGGUGAAGCAGCUCUGCGACUGAAAAAAUGGGUGAUCUGGAACUCAUGGGUGCGCGGCUGUGCGCAGAUGCGCUACUACCCGAUCGCCAAUCCGAGCCCCCCAAACACGCGGGUCAUUGCCCGCUCGCCCUCCCCGAAGGCCAGCGGAUCGUCCAGUGACGGCCAGCGUGGAGACGAGGACCCGACAGGCCAGGCGGAGGCGCCGAAGCCGACCACGAGACGGACGGACCAGAAGCCCCAUCCGGCGGCCCAACACGCCAGCAGACGCGCCCCGGCCGCCCGCAGGAAAUCGCCCCCCGCCCCCAAGAGCCACACCGUCAUCAAGCUCAAGAUCCCCGCGAAGACUGCCACCCCCCACCCAAACCCAAUCCACCCUACACCCCCUCUUUCCCCCGUCUCCCCCAGUCAACCACCGUCGGCACACACUAAGCCUGUCGCCCCCGGCCCCGCGCAGACCCAUCCCGUCUCCACAGCCACCCAAAACCCGCUCACCCCGCCGCCCUCGCCUCCCAACCACUGA